This is a messenger RNA of Bipolaris maydis ATCC 48331, 772 nucleotides long. RefSeq names its product histone-fold-containing protein. Gene Ontology annotation, cellular component: negative cofactor 2 complex. Gene Ontology annotation, molecular function: RNA polymerase II general transcription initiation factor activity; TBP-class protein binding; protein heterodimerization activity. NCBI's taxonomy places the organism in Eukaryota, Fungi, Ascomycota, Dothideomycetes, Pleosporales, Pleosporaceae. The record is from RefSeq and is a predicted model, not a curated record. Gene Ontology annotation, biological process: RNA polymerase II preinitiation complex assembly; negative regulation of transcription by RNA polymerase II.
ACGCCCACGAGCUCAACGCCACAGCAGACAAUAGCACACUGCCCACUCGACCAUCAUGUCCGACCGCGAGUUUGGCGGCAACGACGAUCUGUCGUUGCCAAAGGCGACGGUGCAAAAGAUUGUCCAAGACAUCCUCGCCAGUGAACCAGGAAUGACAUUUGCCAAGGACUCGCGAGACCUGCUUAUUGAGUGCUGCGUCGAGUUCAUCACCCUCAUCUCGUCCGAGGCCAACGAAAUCGCCGAAAAGGACGCCAAGAAGACCAUAGCCUGCGAGCAUGUCAAGGCUGCUCUCGAGGAGCUCGACUUUGGCGACUACGUGCCCGCCAUCCUCGACGUCGCACAAGACUACAAGAAGCAGCAACAGAACCGCGAAAAGAAGCAGACAAAGAUUGAGCAGAGUGGCAUGACCGAGGAACAGCUUAUUGCUGCCCAGGAGGAGCUUUUCAAGAAUGCCACGAGCAAAUUCAACGCACCCUCGCAGUAAUCAGCUGCCUAAUCUGACGCAUCACUUGUACGAAUAACGGACUCGGUUGUAUGGCGUUUGGGCGGAUAUCGAGGGGUGCGGGCAUGGCGUUUGGGGUAGACAAGGUAGGCUUUCAGCGUAUGCAGGCCACCAUUUUUCAAAUGCAUAAGCUAGGCGUUUUCCGGUGCGAUUCGGUGUCGAGCGGGCUGCACCGCAGCCCAGAAACCACCAUGACAAAUUUACCAUGAUUCUGACCUAUGCAUCCAUCUGCCCACUGCCCUCUUGAAUGCGCGUCGACUAGUACUCUCU